Erpetoichthys calabaricus (reedfish) is the source of this 3393-nucleotide messenger RNA. RefSeq names its product Kell metallo-endopeptidase (Kell blood group) (gene kel). The transcript is spliced from 18 exons. Bases 204 to 2288 code for a protein of 694 amino acids. Gene Ontology annotation, biological process: protein processing. Gene Ontology annotation, molecular function: metalloendopeptidase activity. Gene Ontology annotation, cellular component: plasma membrane. The record is from RefSeq and is a predicted model, not a curated record. Lineage: Eukaryota; Metazoa; Chordata; Cladistia; Polypteriformes; Polypteridae.
CUAGCAUACUGCACAUAAAGAAACAGAAACAGAACAAGUUGGUGGCCUUGUGGAAGACAGAAAGAAAGAAAGAAAGAAAGAAAGAAAGAAAGAAAGAAAGAAAGAAAGAAAGAAAGAAAGAAAGAAAGAAAGAAAGAAAGAAAGAGAAAGAAAGAAAGCUCUCUUUUUGGGAUUAUACGUGAAAUUUGCUGACAUUGUGUAGGAUGGCUGCAGAACUAAAGCUUGUGGACAAUGGCACAGCAGAGCAGCUCUGCCUUCAAGAAAAAGCCCCAUCAAGACCAAGAAGCUGGCAUGUAUCUAGGAAGAGGUUUGUGGUAAUUUUAGCAACCUUCACAUGCAUUGCAGUUGUGGGCUCCUUAACCAUCAUAUUGUUGAAAAUGAACCGACAUAGCACAGGUGGCCUUCCAAUACUUCCAGCAUGGAUAUUCUCCACCAUCAAUAGCACCAAAGAUCCAUGUGAAGACAUUUUGGGAUUUUCUUGUGGACAGCAGCUAAAUAUAACAAAGAUGAAGAUUCACAGUAAGAGCCCGAACCCUGGACAGCAACAAAUCUUUGAAAUACUUAGGUCAAGCUUGGAGAAUUCCAGUACCAAUUUGAGCUCUGCAGAGGAAAAAGCAAAGAAAUUCUACUAUGUUUGUUCCAACUUGUCCCAAAUUAUUGCUACUGGGCGUUUGGCAUUCAGAGAAACUAUUAAAAAGAUUGGUCUCACCAACAGUACAAAUAUUAAUGCAGUGCUGCAAAAAAUUAUGAAAGAUUACAACACCUACCCCUUUUUCAAACUCAACCUUGUUUUUGACCCCCAAAAUACAAGCAAAUAUGCUAUUCAGAUUGAUCGGCCAGAGUUUCAUUUUGAACCAGAUAUAAAAGUAUAUAGGAAAUAUUUGGAAUACAUUCAAUCUAUAUUUCAGUUUCUGGGAGUAUCAGAGGGAGAAACAAUGAAAAUUGCUGGCCCUGUCUUGGCCAUAACAUCAGUUCUUAGAUCAAUGGCAUCAAAGAAAGAAACAGAUAACCCGUUCUUUCAAAGGAUAACUAUAUCUGAAUUACAGAGAAAUGCUCCUGGUAUCAACUGGCUGGAAUGUUUACAAGCAACUUUUGAGUCUAUCAGCAUGAAGCCAUCUGAUCAUGUUUAUGUCCACGAUCUUCCCUACUUAACUAAUAUGUCCAAAUACAUCAGUGAAUAUCAUAAAAUAAGUGUCUUGAAUUUCUACAUGAUUGCAUCCUUCUUUCAAACGGUCUCUCCUGCCCUGGAUCCUCGUUUCACUCAGGCUAAGAGAAAAAUAACCAAAACUUCAGACAAGAGCAAAGAGGAGCCCACCCCUCCAUGGAAAAAAUGUGUCUUUGACACUCAUAAUGCUUUCGGUCCAGUGGUAGAAGCAAUGUUCAUUCAAGACAGCAUUUCUGAGAAAAAGCAAAAAAUGGUUACAGAACUGGUCAACGAGAUUAGAUCAGCACUUCAGACCAUGAUAGUAAAUAAUCAGUUGACAAGUGAGAAAACAAGAAAAGCUACACUAGAAAGGCUGAAAUCGAUAACAGUACAUCUUGAUCAACAGACUAGUGCUGAAGAAUUAAAUGUAAUGGACACUCUAUACUCAGAGUUUAUUGUUACUGACAGCUAUUUUGAGAGCUACUUACAGUACCUGAAGUUUGCCAAAAAGUGGAAGAUGGAAAGGAUGAAGACAACAUCAUGGCAAAAUAGUUCACUUGGAAGUCCUCUUUCAACAGUCCCGUAUCGGUCACAUGAGAAAAAAAUCAUUUAUUUCCCAGCUGGAAUGUUUCAGGAGCCACUCUUUGGUGAAGAUUAUCCAAGGGCAGUUUAUUAUGGAGGAAUUGGCACUGUCAUAGCUGAAGAGCUAAUAAUCAUGCUAGCGGACUUUGAGAAUGGUUUGAGCAGCUGGUCAGCUUCCCAGGAGUUUCUGAACUGUUUGCAGGUUCAGUUACAAAAUGACACAAUACAUAUUGAUUCACAUAAGACCUGGGCCGAGCGUAAAGGGAUGGAAGUUGCAUAUCACGCAUAUGAAAGCAGGCUGAACACAGACUGGUGUGAAUCCAGUCUAGCAAAUUUAGAAUCUCUCACCAAGCGUCAGAUGUUCUUUGUAACCUACGCGCAGAUAAUUUGUGAAACUUCAGGUAAAGCCUCAGCAGUCGAAGCUGAAUUCAGAGUGAAAGGUUUGUACAAUUCAUUUCUGUUUCAAAGAGAGUUUGGCUGCUCAGCAAAGUCAUCAAGGAACCCCUAUGGAGAAAUGCAACAUCUGAACUCAACUAUAUCAGCAGAGUGCUUUCAUUAUUAAAACAUACUCGGGACACUCUAUAAAGUGCAAGAAUACGUAAAUGGAACAGCAAUUGGCAUGUUUGUCCUAGUUCAGCCUGACAGACUGUGCUUCUUCUUCGCAUUAUAAGCAUGCCUAAUUACUAAAUGUUGGAUAUAUAAGUCGGAUAUAUAUAUAUAAUUUUACUUAUUUUAAUGUCAAUAACAAGUUAUAUAUUUGUUUAUAAUGUAGUAUAUUGUAUUUUUAUAUUUUAUGUGACCUGUAAAUGCCUGGAAAUAUACACUCAAGUUUAUUUACUAGUAAGGAGUUGGGACAUUCUAAUGUGGUUUGAUGUUACACAACUUGUCACUUUCAUAAAAUGUUAUGUAGGGUAAGGGGCAAAUUGAAUGAGACAAAUAAGAGCAAUAUAAUGCACAACCAAAAUAACUACUAGAAACUUAUUUUGCAUUAAACAGGUACAUUCAACAGCAAUACAGGCUUCAAUUUUUUAUGUUUAAUACAGAGUAUACAGCUAUGUGUUCAAAUUAAAGUGAUACAUAAUAAGUAUUGGUAUGAAGUAAAGUCUGGUGGAGAAAAUGUCAGAGAGAAUGUAUGGAGGAGAAAGGCAUGAAUGACAUUGCCACCAAAAAGGCUCAAUGCAGAGCCCAGCAGAAAUAAGACAUAGAGACUGACCUAUUACUAAUGACAUAACUGGAGACAGCAACAUGCUAUUUGUUGAUUACCACAUGCAAGUAGGAAGUUCACUGUACUCUGUACACAUGACAAUAAUGAUGCUAUAAACCUGUAAACCUACAAAAAGUCUUAACUAAAAUCUGAAGUCUUCCUACAUAUUACCUUGUCUUCUCAAAACAGUACUAUCUGACUUCAAAGGAGGCACAAUCUUAACAUAUUUGGUGCAACACAACACAUUUCUAUUGGGUCUGUCUUCAAUACAAAACUAAGUAGAGAACCCAUUCAUAAAAUAACAUUGUUACAUACAAUUGUUUUGAAGUGGAAGUGAUUAUCUGUUUAAUGUGUAAAAAAACAAAAGAUUGGUUGUUAACAAUUAGUGUCUUAUGAAGAACAAAACAGCUUGGAUGGUGCAAUUACUGCUUGUUCAUUAAAGAUUUAUGCUGAUAUAUGCUCA